AUGAAACAGUCAGGUACUGUGGACUCCAAGGCAUCCUCGAACCCAUUGACUGAAUCAGAUGAGGUAGAAAAUGAAGGGACUACGAGCAGUCGUUAUUCCCUGUGGAACUUUUGGGUAUGCUCCUUUGCCCUCAAGUUGUUGUUGAUCCCCGAUUACUACAGCACAGAUUUCGAUGUGCAUAGAAAUUGGUUGGCAGUUACCAAUAAAUUGCCUUUGAAACAAUGGUAUUAUGAACAUACAUCUCAAUGGACAUUGGAUUAUCCACCAUUUUUUGCUUAUUUUGAAUGGAUCAUUUCUCAAUUUGUUCCUCAAGUAGUUCGCGAUGAUGGAUGCCUAGAUAUUGUGGAAAUUGGUAAAUUUGGUGAACCGACUGUGAUAUUUCAAAGAUUAAGUGUAAUAACUAGUGAAAUCCUCUUAUUUGUAGUUUUACAAUGGUUUAUCAAUACAAGUAAUGUGAAGGAAAGAACACAAAGUUUUAUAGUAGCUACAAGUAUUAUAUUAUCUCCAGGCUUUUUAAUUGUGGAUCAUAUUCAUUUCCAGUACAAUGGGUUUUUAUUUUCCAUAUUAAUUGCGUCCAUUGUUGCUGCAAAGCAAAAGAGAUAUAUUCUAUGUGCUGUAUUUUACACCACUGCCUUAUGUUUUAAGCAUAUCUUCUUAUAUUUGGCACCAUGCUAUUUUGUUUUCCUUCUAAGAGCAUAUGUACUAAAUGUUAAGGGAUUCCAAUUCAAAAGUUACAAAGAUUUGGUUCGUUUAGUUCAAUGGACUAAUCUUUUCAGAUUGGCAGGUGUGGUUCUUUCCAUCGUGGGAGUUUGCUUUGGUCCAUUUAUCUUUGAUAUGCCUCAAUUAUUGACAAGAUUGUUCCCCUUUUCAAGAGGAUUAACUCAUGCAUAUUGGGCUCCAAAUUUUUGGGCUAUUUAUUCAUUCACUGAUAAAGUUUUAACUACUUUGAUGUUAAAGUUACCAUAUGUUCAUACUUUAGCAACUAGAUUCAUAUCAGCUCCAUUUUUCCCAGCCACAAUUAAAGAAAUUCAAAAACGUCUUUCAGAAGACAAUAAUGGUACGAAAGGUUUAGUACAGGAUGUAUAUUUCAUUGUACUACCACAAAUUGUCCCCAAAUUAACAUUUAUUCUCACAUUAUUUUAUCAACUUCUUGCUGUGAUACCAUUAUUAUUUGACCCAUCAUUUAAGAGAUUUAUUGGUUCAUUAACUUUAUGUGGUAUGGCCUCAUAUUUAUUUGGCUGGCACGUUCAUGAAAAGGCAAUUAUGCUUGUCAUUAUCCCAUUUUCUUUCCUUGUUGUUUGCGACAGAAGAUUAUUGAGUAGUUUCAUGUUAGCCAGUUCUGCCGGUUAUGUUUCACUGUUCCCCUUACUGUACGAGAAUCAAGAUUUCUUAAUUAAAUGUUUCUACACAUAUAUUUGGUGUGUCAUUUAUUUUUUCUCGUUUAGAAAGACUACCAAAUUAUCAUCUAGUGUAGAGAGGAGAAUUUUCUUCUUUGAUCGUUUGGCAAUAAUCUAUAUUGUUUCAUUAUUACCCAUGGUGUUUACUGUACAAAUUUUAAAUCUUUUGAAAGGGAGAUAUGCCAUUUUGCAAAAAUUUGAAUUUUUCGGAUUAAUGACAUAUAGUUUCUAUUGUUCCAUUGGUAUUGUUAGUUCUUGGGUCGGAUUAUCAUGGUUAUAUAAUUUUGAUGAGCCGCUGUGGAUGACGAAUGAAUGA
Messenger RNA from Naumovozyma castellii, 1713 nucleotides. It is a transcript of the gene ALG8, whose product is annotated as dolichyl-P-Glc:Glc1Man(9)GlcNAc(2)-PP-dolichol alpha-1,3-glucosyltransferase. The transcript has a single exon. NCBI's taxonomy places the organism in Eukaryota, Fungi, Ascomycota, Saccharomycetes, Saccharomycetales, Saccharomycetaceae. The record is from RefSeq and is a predicted model, not a curated record. The coding region runs from base 1 to 1713 and encodes 570 amino acids.